AUGAUGAGUUCGGCCAACACUACGGCCAACGCUGUGUCGCCUCAACCCGUCGUAAUGGUGGCCAACAAUGGCCUGAGAGAGCCCGACGGGGACGCCAUCAAGAUGUUUGUCGGACAGAUCCCUCGCGAUUGGACUGAAUCCGAUUGUCGACGACUUUUCGAAGAGUUCGGCGAAAUCCACUCAAUCAAUGUGUUGCGAGACAAGCAGUCGGGUCAGAGUCGCGGCUGUUGUUUCGUCACGUAUUACACGCGUCGGGCGGCCCUUCAGGCACAGGACGCCCUCCACAACAUCAAGACAUUGACGUCAAUGCAUCACCCGAUUCAGAUGAAACCCGCAGACUCUGAGAACCGCAACGAACGCAAACUCUUCGUCGGCAUGUUGUCCAAGAAGUACACCGAAUCCGAUGUGCGACUCAUGUUUGCCGCCUAUGGAAACAUCGAGGAGUGCACUGUCUUGAGGGACACUAACGGCCAGAGCAAAGGGUGCGCUUUCGUCACCUUCUCGACCCGUCAGUGUGCCAUCAACGCCAUCAAAGCUAUGAACCACUCGCAGACUAUGGAGGGCUGCUCUUCGCCUCUUGUGGUGAAGUUCGCGGACACACAGCGCGACAAAGACGCCCGAAGACAACAGCAGCUAUUGAUGCAACAGUUGUGUCACUCAUCGCAGCCCAAUCCGGCGGCGGCCACUCUGGCAGCGGCCGCAGCCAACCCUUAUCUGGCAUUAGCGGCUGCGGCGGCCGCUCAGCAGCAACAGCAACAACAGGCGGCCCAACAGCAGAACGCAUUGGCAGCCGCGGCCACUCUCGCUCUGCAGCAACAGUUGGCCGCAACGAUGAACACCUCUCCUGAAAUGUCUUUGGCAGCGGCGGCCGCAACACUGGCCGCGUCUAACCCCAUGAUGUUAGCCGCUCUCUGCGGAAGUGCGGCCAACAAUUCAAACAACCCGACCGGCAAUUCGACACCACAACAGCAACACAUGAACGGCUCGAAUGACAUUUACAACACAUCUCAGAGCCAACAGCACCAGACGUUUUCCAAUUUCGGUUUGGGUUCGGGUUCGGCAACUAUAGCCCAAUUGGCAGUACAGGCGGCGCAACACCAGAACAGUUUGGCUCAACAGCUGUCCCACAGUAACGGCAACGGCGGCGCCAAACAGACGGAAGGGCCCGACGGCGCCAACCUUUUCAUAUACCACUUGCCGGCAGAGUUCGGCGACACAGACCUGGCGUCCACUUUCUCGCCGUUCGGGAACGUACUGUCGAGUAAAGUAUUUAUUGAUAAACAAACAAAUUUAUCGAAAUGUUUUGGAUUUGUAUCGUAUGAUAACCCCAUAUCAGCACAAGCGGCCAUUCAGGCCAUGAAUGGCUUUCAGAUCGGCACUAAACGACUCAAAGUCCAACUCAAACGAAGUAAAGAUAAGCCAUAUUAG
Messenger RNA from Medioppia subpectinata, 1428 nucleotides. The record is from the annotation of a GenBank genome assembly. Lineage: Eukaryota; Metazoa; Arthropoda; Arachnida; Sarcoptiformes; Oppiidae.